This is a messenger RNA of Lathyrus oleraceus (garden pea), 1143 nucleotides long. RefSeq names its product EPIDERMAL PATTERNING FACTOR-like protein 6. The record is from RefSeq and is a predicted model, not a curated record. NCBI's taxonomy places the organism in Eukaryota, Viridiplantae, Streptophyta, Magnoliopsida, Fabales, Fabaceae. Gene Ontology annotation, biological process: guard cell differentiation; stomatal complex development. The transcript has 3 exons. Bases 652 to 1056 code for a protein of 134 amino acids.
AGGGGAAAACAGAGUAAAGUGUAUGUGUGUGUGGUUUAAGAGCAUGAGAGUGAAGGGUUCUAUAGAGACUUUGUUUUAGUUUUUCAAAGAACAAAGGCUACAAAAGAAUCAAAGACCUAAACAUAGUAAAGCUUAUGAAGUAAUGAUCUUCAUAGAUUCUCUCUUAUUUUUCUUGCUUUAUUUAACCUCUCUUCAAAGUACUAUUCAAACCCCCACUGUCACAACCUACAUACCCCUCAUCAGAUAACAAAAGUACCUUUCCAUCCAAAAAAAAAUUCACCUUUCUCUACUUUUUCUACUCUUUCUAGCCACCUGCAUAAAGUAGUGUAAGAGUUGAAAAAAGGGUUGUCAAGUGUGAAGUGAAAAGAGUGAUUUUUUUCCAUAUUUCAAUCAAAUGGGCUAAUAGUUAGGUAUUUGUUUAGCUUAAUACUUGCAUGGAAUAUGCAAAGUUUGAAUAUGUUGAAAAACAUCACUAUUAUUGGUUUAUAGCUUGAAACACUACUUUUCAUAGGGUCAUAGCUAGAGAAACAAAAAAAAAGUGUGUGUGUGAGAGAGUGAGUGAGAGAGUGUGUGUGUCAAUCAUAUCAUAUAUCUACAAUCAUACAAGUGGUGCUUCUAUUGAGAUUUAGUUUUUUUUUUUUCUUCUUGUUCAUGGAGAGAAAAAGAAAAACAUCUAAGCUCUUGAACAAAACAAAUCUUUGUUACACUUUCUACUUUUUCAUGCUCUCAAUUUUCACAACUUCUGCUUCUGCCAUUACAUGUCUAGAUACUAAGUGUAUCAUAUUUUUCAAAUCUGAUAUAGAUUUUCAGAAAAGUAAUAAGGUGGAAAUUGGAGAAGGUAUGAUGUCUCAAGAAAAAUCAAUGAGUUCUAUAGAUUGGCCAAGAAGGUUUCUAGGUGGGCCGGGGUCAUUUCCGCCGCGAUGCACCGGCAAGUGUGGGAAAUGUACGCCUUGCAGACCGGUCCACGUACCGGUGCCGCCAGGGACACCGGUGACGGCGGAAUACUACCCGGAGGCAUGGAGAUGCAAGUGUGGCAACAAGUUAUACAUGCCAUGACAAUGACAAUGAAUAUUUAAAAUCUCUCUAUGUAUAAUGUUACUUUUCCUCUUCAAGUUUAUUAUAAAGUUGAUUAUUUUCAUCUUA